AUGAGAAAUGAGCGUCUUAAGAAUGCUUCAGAAGAAGAGAUAGCAGAGCUAAGAUCUGAAAUCUCCAGUCUAAAAAGUCAGCUAUAUCAAGCUAGAAAAGAUGUGCGAGAUAAAGGAAAAUAUAUUUCUAGUGUAAAUUCAGCAGAUAAUACAGGCGGUCUACCAACUGGAAGAGAAGUAGCAAUAGGGUAUUUAAGAGGAUGUAUGAGUGGAAGAACCCUAGAAUGGUUUGAUGAGAAAAUUACUAUAAAGAUAAAUUGGAA
Molecule: messenger RNA, 263 nt
Organism: Funneliformis geosporum
Lineage: Eukaryota; Fungi; Glomeromycota; Glomeromycetes; Glomerales; Glomeraceae
Source: the annotation of a GenBank genome assembly